CACUGAUGAAGGCAAUAAUUAGCCCAUGCUGCGUUAAAAAAAUAUUUUGCCUAUUUUUUCAGGUCCCUAACACGCUCAGCACGCAGAGGAGGAAGAGAGGAAGAAGACUAGUGAGGAGGAAGAAAAUGGUGGUUUCUGUCAAUAAUCCCUCAUGCAGCGUGUGGAAUUUGAAUUUGAAGAAGCUGCCGAGAGAAAACCAUUUAUCCAGAUGGUCAUCUACGUCUUCUUGGCUGAAUGUCAAAAAAAGUGGAGGCUUAAUGCGUUUUGAUAUCAUUAACAGACAGCCAUCUACUGUUCAGGUUAAAGCUUCGUGCUUAUUCAACCCCACCGAUCAACCCAUCGUCAAAGAAGCUCUUAAGGAGCCAGUUGCUUUCCUGGGUGGGAUGUUUGCAGGGUUUCUGAGGCUUGAUUUGGAUGAUGAACCGCUUAAAGAAUGGGUUACAAGGACUGUUGAUGCCUCUGGCAUUGCUAUAGAAGAUACAGAUGGUGAAGGAUCUAAACCAGAAGAAAUCCCACAACAGAUAGAAAUAGAAUAAUUGGUAACUUGUCUUCUCUUGUAAUAUAGAGAGCUGUUUGAAAUAUUUCAGGCUAUUUGGUAAGACUUGAUCAAAGGCGCAAUGCAAUGGCCAAUGGGAAUGAGCUUGAUUCAUUGCAUUGAUUGCAUAAACAAAAUAUGUUGUAAUAUAGAUGUUAUCAUUAUUUGCGUUAAUGUAAUGUUUGUUGAUAGCA
Molecule: messenger RNA, 729 nt
Organism: Manihot esculenta (cassava)
Lineage: Eukaryota; Viridiplantae; Streptophyta; Magnoliopsida; Malpighiales; Euphorbiaceae
Exons: 3
Coding region: 6-536 (176 amino acids)
Source: RefSeq, a predicted model, not a curated record